Molecule: messenger RNA, 2412 nt
Organism: Ambispora gerdemannii
Lineage: Eukaryota; Fungi; Glomeromycota; Glomeromycetes; Archaeosporales; Ambisporaceae
Source: the annotation of a GenBank genome assembly
AUGUCAAAGUUUAAUCCUCUUUGCACAAUUCUCGUAACAGUCGUCGAGGGUCGUUAUUUUCCACAGAACCCGACAGCCAAAGUAUUCGUCGAAUGCCGUUUUACCGACGAAAUUCUCUCGACAAUCAGUCCCGACUCGAACUCAAUUCUACGCACAGACGCGGUCGAACAAAUAAAUUUUCCGAUAUGGGAUACGGAACUCGCAUGGGAAGUUGAUCAAAAAACGUUGCAUAACCUUCGCUCACAAUGGGCUCAUUUGAAACUACAGUGUUUUUCGGUAGGCAAUGGUAACAAAAAUGAAUUAUUUGGAUAUGCAAUGCUUGAUAUUAGAGCAGCUGCCGAUAGACCUGGAAAAGACUUUUGGGUUUCAUUGAUUAAUAAUAAUACACGCACUCGAGGUCCUCGUCCGGAAAUAAACAUAUCGUUUUGUAUUUUGGCGAAUUUGUCACCUCCAGUGACACCAGGAGGAUACAUUCCUAGCCCGCUCGGAAAAUUUGUUGAGUAUAGUCUUCCAGAGGAGGGAUCCGAAGAGUCGAAACAGUCGGGAAAAUUAAAAGAGGAUGGAUAUUAUCGUAUAGGGAAUGAUGGAUUUGAUAGAUUAUUAUUUUCAGUUACUAUUAAUUUCGGUGCAAAUUUGCAAAUGUUGUUUCAGGAAUCUUAUUCUGAUUCUUCAGCUCACCACAGUUCUGAAGAUCUUGAUGAACUUGAUAUGACAAUAGUGAGUCACGGCUAUUAUUUUCAGUACACUUUCCUGGAUAGCAUUGUGACUUCUUCCAGGUUUUAUGAUCUGGCUCAUCCUAAUAUUAAGCCGGAAUCUAUGAGUUUCAGGAUUGAGUCGUCGCUGAAAGAGUUUAUAGAGUUUUUGAAUCAGGAAUCCAAAUUAGUGAUUAACUUGUAUCAUGAUACACAAGUAAUUGGUUACGCUGAAAUACCGUUGACAGGCCUUUUUCAAACAGCAGAGCCUCGAUCUCUGGAUAUAGUCUGUCCUAUAUAUAACUCAAAGGGAGAGUUGCCUCUAUCUGCGGAUAUGCAAACAGCAAGGAUAGGUGUUUUUCUGAUAAUUCAGCGUGAAGAGGACGCCAUAUAUUAUAUUGAUGAUGCUCCAGAUUCAGAGUCCUCUGUAGAAAAUAACAAUUACAACAACAAUAAUAUUUCCUCACAAUUUCGUGAACAAAAUAGUGAGCAUGAAUAUCGGAUUUUGAUUGAAUUAAUCUCCAUCAAAUUGAACAAGCCAAUACCAAACAUUUAUAUUAGGUAUAGUUAUCCUGCCUUGGGCAUUACAAAUUACAAGUCUACACAGACUCUAAAAUCUAUUGAGGCAGGUGCAGAUGCACCACUUUCUAGUGGAAUGAACACGAUCGACGUAAAGAUGACACCGCAAAGAUUUGCACGUUAUUUUGAGGCGGUUCCCUUGCUUAUGGAAUUACGACAACGUGGUGAACAAAAAGAUUCAGAAUUGGGUGUCGCUUCUUUACAUUUAGCUGAAGUGUUCUUGUCAAAUCCCACCCGAGAUGAUAAUAUAAAAGCAGACAUAGUGAAUUUCACCACGUUAACGCCCAUCAAGUCCGCCGGGAUGGUUAUACCACCUGAGAUGGGAAGUAUUAUCGCGUCGAUCAGAGUAGAAGAUUUUGGCGAAAAUUCUAAUGCGAGAAGCAAUGAAGAUGAUGAUGAUAAUAAUAUGUCAGAAAUAAAAAUUGCAGAUGAACAUUCCUUAAUGAAUGACACUACAAAACAAAGUAUCAACACGGGAAAUGUAGAUAUAUUGGAUGGGAAAUCGUCAUCAUCUAAUGUCGUCGUCGAGGAAGACCAAAAUAUAUCAAAGUCAUCAUCACGUUUUCGUACAGAAAUAUUUCAACGAGCUGCCGAACACGCAAAAUUCACACAAGAAACACUCUACCCGAAAAAAGAAGGGAAACGUCACAACAAUCAUCAUUACCAUCCUAACUACAUUCGAAACAAAAUCCAACAAUUGAAAUCAGUCGACGUACAACUUCAAAAUUCCAUCCUCUGUUUUCAAACACGCGAUGAAAGUUUAGUACGCGCCGAAAAAGAUUUAGAACGACGAUGGUUGGAACUUGAUCGACAGUUUGAACAGCGUACACGCGAUAUGAAAGUACAGUCCGAGGCUGAUUUAUUGCAGAAAUUCAAGUUUUUACGUGAACGAACUCCAACUGCUGAAGAUACCAUAAAGAAGCUUAGAUUGGAGAAUGAUAGUUUGCGUGCUCAGUUGGAGGUUAGUGAACGCGCUAAAAGCGAGUAUAAGUCGCAAUGGUCGAAGUCACUUCAGGAUGAUUUUCCUCGAUUCUGGUGGCAGAUGCAACGGAUGGCUGAAGAAGAGCUCGAAUCACUAGAUUAUGAAAAGCUAUCGCUGCAAUUACUGAAACAAGAACUUGAACUUUUGAGAGCUGAAUGA